This is a messenger RNA of Exophiala xenobiotica, 1740 nucleotides long. RefSeq lists its product as uncharacterized. The record is from RefSeq and is a predicted model, not a curated record. Gene Ontology annotation, biological process: siroheme biosynthetic process; sulfate assimilation. The coding region runs from base 1 to 1740 and encodes 579 amino acids. Gene Ontology annotation, molecular function: uroporphyrin-III C-methyltransferase activity. The transcript has a single exon. Lineage: Eukaryota; Fungi; Ascomycota; Eurotiomycetes; Chaetothyriales; Herpotrichiellaceae.
AUGACUGUCCCCGCGCUAUUGACGGCGCAGAGUUGCGUCGACCAUGUUCACCUUAUCCUAGGCUCUGGACCACUAGCAGCUUCACGGUGUUUCAAGUCACUCCAAGUCGGUGGCCGUCCAGUCAUUGUGUCGGCCGAAACUGCGGAUCUGCACUUCAACCUCGCAGCAGCGAUCGAAGACGGCAAGGUGCGACACAUACCACGAGACUUUGAAGAGGAGGAUCUCAAGACACUUGGAAGAGAGGAGGUGGAUGGUUACGUCGACGCUGUGUUUGUCACUCUGCCUGCCAAAGACCCUCAAACCAUACGCAUUUCAAGCCUCUGCAAGCGUCUGCGAAUACCUGUCAACGUGGUUGACGCUCCUCAGCUCUGCACAUUCACCCUCCUGUCCACAUACUCUGAUGGUCCACUGCAGAUAGGCUUCACAACGUCCGGUAAUGGUUGCAAAUUGGCAUCUCGUAUCCGACGUGAAAUCGUAUCUGCGCUACCAUCCAAAUUUGGAACAGCAGUAGAAAGGCUGGGCACCGUACGGCGGAGGAUCUGGGAAGAAGACUACAGAUCACAGGCCCCAGGUGCGGAGGAGGCAGGUGAUGUUGAGAUUGAGGACGACGAAGCCGCGGCGCAAAAACAUACUUUCAACUCUUUGGUGAAGGAAGACGACAGAGAUCCCGUGGUUCUGCGAACGCGGCGCAUGAGGUGGCUUUCUCAGAUUUGCGAGUACUGGCCACUCAGCCGACUAGCAGCAAUUACGGAUGCAGACGUCGCAGCAAUCCUCCAAGCCUACAAGAGUACAGCUCAGCCUCCUGCCCCUGGCUCAGACAUGGCUAGUGAGCUGAUGCCUGCUCUACCCGCGCGCAAGGGUACAAUAACACUGGCGGGAUCGGGUCCAGGGCACCCAUCGCUUCUUACCAUUGCGACGCGGACAGCUAUCGAGAACGCUCAUCUCAUUCUGGCCGACAAGCUCGUGCCAGCUGAGAUUCUUGCCCUCAUCCCUCGCAGAACACCGGUCCAUAUUGCACGAAAAUUUCCGGGCAACGCAGACGCUGCGCAAGAAGAGCUGCUACAACUGGGACUGGAAGCAAUGAAACAAGGCAAAGAUGUUCUGCGACUGAAGCAAGGUGAUCCAUAUCUGUAUGGCAGAGGGGCUGAGGAAUUCUCGUACUUCCGGGAACGGGGAUAUACAGUCCGGGUUAUACCAGGCAUCACGAGCGCUCUUUCCGCACCUCUUUUCGCAGACAUCCCCGUUACCCAUCGAGCCGUGGCGGACCAGGUUGUUAUAUGUACUGGCACAGGGAGGAAAGGUGCCGCGCCCGAACCUCCAUCUUAUCGCCCGAGCAAGACAGUUGUCUUUUUGAUGGCAUUGCACAGGCUAGAAAGCCUGAUCAAAAGUUUAACGAGGGUAUCCGAAGACGCAGACGAGCCGCCGCAUGCUCGCCGGUUAUGGCCGGCAACGACACCUUGUGCUGUGAUUGAGCGAGCAAGCUGUCCCGAUCAAAGAGUGAUUCGAUCUACCUUACAAUAUGUCUGUCAGGCUGUGGAGGAUGAAGGGUCAAGACCACCGGGGCUGCUCGUGGUCGGGAGUGCUUGUGAAGUACUGCACAGCCUCGGAGAAGGGAGCAGGUGGUCGGUGGAAGAAGGUUUCAGGAGCUUGGAUGCCGUUGGAUCUUCUGUUGCAGAAUUGAACGUUUUAAAAGAGAUGGAAAAUAUCGACCCUAUUAAAACUGAUGUGUAUAAACAAUAA